This is a messenger RNA of Caretta caretta (loggerhead turtle), 4748 nucleotides long. RefSeq names its product butyrophilin subfamily 1 member A1. Gene Ontology annotation, biological process: T cell receptor signaling pathway; regulation of cytokine production. NCBI's taxonomy places the organism in Eukaryota, Metazoa, Chordata, Testudines, Cheloniidae. Gene Ontology annotation, cellular component: external side of plasma membrane. Gene Ontology annotation, molecular function: signaling receptor binding. The record is from RefSeq and is a predicted model, not a curated record.
CAGCCCCUUGGCCCCACGCCCAGGGACUCCCCCUCCUCCUCCCCGGGCUGCUGGUGACAGCGUAACAGUGACGGACCCGCCGCCUCCAGCCCUGAGCCCCCCGCAGCUUUCACCGACCCUCAGACUUGGCCAUGGCGCUCCCGCGGGGGGGACACACGCCGGGGGCUGGAACCAGCCCCUGGGGCAGCCCCGGGCUCUGCCGACACCAGCCCCUGAGCGGGAGCCUGCAGCGGAGGGGAGAGACCCGGGGAAAGGGCUGGGGCCGGGCAGGAAAGUGACUUUGCACCAAGGGCCCCUCCUCGCCCCAGCUCUGCUCCGGGGGGGGGGGGGGGUGCUGCGAGUCCCAGAGCUGCUGCUGCCCUCCCUGACCCCCCCGCCCCGGCUCUGCCCCCUGAGCGCCUGCAGGAGCCGAGCCAGCUACAGCCGGGAAGUUCCUGAGUCACCCCCCCUCUGCCCCUCCCCAUUGAUCCGCUCCUGGUUCCCACCCCAGUCCCACUUAGUCACUCCGGAUUUCAGCUCCCCUCCCCCCGCAGCAUCCUCCCCCCGCCUUCCUCAUUCUGCCUCCACUCAGGACGGGGGGGGGUAUGCUUUUUCGACAGGGCUGUGGGGACGGGGCUGGGCGGGGGAAUUACUGAGAACCCAGCGAUCCCUGGGGGGCAGGAACAGCAACGGGGGGGCAUUGACACCCCGACACUGGCUCCCAACCCGGGGAGCUCUGAGCCCUGGGGUGGGGCUGUUUUUUUCAGAGGAAUUUGCUCCGCCCCAACCAGCCCGGGACACACAGACCGGGACUUCAACUUUCCCUACUUUGGUACUUUCAAGUUUGAGGCCAGGGGCAGGGGUGGGCACGAAGGGGGCUUGGCCCUGUCGAUGGCGGGUCGGGUCUCAAACCCUCUGGCUUCAGGACCCCGUGUGCAGCCUCGACCAAGCUACGAUGACGGGGAAGGUUCCCUCGUUCUCCCCCAGCUCCACAGUGAGCUCCUAUCUGUCCGGCUACGUUGCUCUCUGCCUCGCUCUACAGGUUCACCGGCUGGCAUCAGCACAGUUCACAGUGACUGGACCUGACCACCCAGUCAUUGCCUCCCUAGGUGGGGAGGCCGUCCUGCCCUGCCACCUCUCCCCUAGGAUGAGCGCUGAGAACAUGGAGGUGAGGUGGUUCCAAUCCAAAUACUCUGCAGUUGUGCACCUGUAUAAGGAUGGACAGGAUCAGUAUGAAGAGCAGAUGGCAGAAUAUCAACAAAGAACUGAGUUCUUGAAAGACGACAUCACCAGUGGGAGUGUUUCCCUGAGAAUACGCAACAUCCAACCCUCUGACGAGGGACCGUACAAGUGUCGUUUUCAGUCCAGUGUCACUUAUGAAGAAGCUGUAUUAGAAUUACAGGUGGCAGAUUUGGGCUCUGCUCCUGCCAUCUCUGUGGAGGGACAUCAGGACAGAGGGAUCCGGGUUGUGUGUCGAUCAUCCGGAUGGUACCCAGAGCCCAAGGCUCAGUGGAGAGAUCUCCAGGGGCAGCUCUUACCAUCGGCCUCUGAAAACAUAUCCCAAGAGGCCGAUGGCCUGUUUCAAACAGAGAUUGCCAUUGUUCUAAGAGAAGAGUCCAACCAGAAAGUGUCCUGCUGUGUCAGGAACCCCCGUCUCGACCAGGAGAGAGAGUCAGCGAUUUACGUAACAGAGCUGUUUUUCCCACAAGUCAAUCCUUGGAUGGUGGCUCUGGGUGUGAUCCUGGCUGUUCUCCUUCCCCUGGCCGGUUACUGCUUCUGGAGGCAACACAGAGCAAAAGAGGCUCUGCGAUCUGAGAUGAAGACACAGAAAGCGGAAUACGAGGCAGUGAAAGGACUCACCAGAGCCCGAAGAUACGCAGUGGACGUGACUCUGGAUCCAGACACGGCAAAUCCCUGGCUCGUCCUGUCUGAGGAUCGGAAAUGUGUGAGCGACGGACACACACGCCAGGAUCUGCCCAACAAUCCUGAGAGAUUUGAUCCUUGUGUCUGUGUCCUGGGCGCUGAGGGGUUCGCGGGCGGGAGGCGUUACUGGGAGGUGGAGGUGGGAGACAAGCCUGAGUGGGCUCUGGGAGUUUGUAGGGAAUCUGUGAACAGGGAGGGGUGGGUCACACACACACCUGAGGAUGGAUACUGGGCCAUGUGGCUGUGGUAUGGGGAAUACAAGGCCAGCACCGACCCCCCGACCCCCCUCCCUGUGAGGGUCAGGCCCGGCCGGGUGGGGAUUUUCCUGGACUAUGAGGCGGGCGAGGUCUCAUUUUACAAUGUGACUGACAGGUCCCAUCUCAUCACUUUCACUGGCACCUACUCCGGGACACUCCGCCCUUAUUUCUGUCCUGGUCCCAACUCCGGGGGUGAAAAUGUGGCUCCCCUGAUCAUCAGCCCAGUGCCAGCUCAAGCUGGAGGGAAUCUCGGUCCCUGACAGUGACACCCGUGGCACAGACUGUCCCCUCCCAGCACUGCUGCUCUUCCUGCCCCCAGUUGUGCAAGCCAGAUACUGCCGGCAACUGGACAUUUUGUGCUGACCGGAUGCUGCCAGUUUCCCUUUUCAGUUCGAGGUUCCAGUCGAAAACCGGACACUUGGCAACCCCCAGCCCUCACCUUCUCUCGUCCCCUGCCCCAGAGGUAGCAGAUGGUGGUGGUGUUAUACCAAUAAAAUAAAAACCAGCAGGAUCUUAUUAAAGGGAAAAAGGCAAAAUACCACAUUUAUUGUGAAUACAGAAAGAAUCAUAGUAAGCAGUUAGUUAUCUCUAUAACAUUCCAUUCAAUCUCAUAUUUAUUCACACAUUCAUUCAUACAAACACCCACACACACAGGUUCUGCAAGGUUGUUAUCAUAGUUACCAGCCUUAGAGUUGCUCAUGCCAAGCCACUGGCCAGGUGGCCUGGACAUGAGGAGGGAGCAGGGCCUUGUCAGAUGCUCAUCUGAUGCUCCUGGAAGUUGCUUUGCAGAAUCAGACCCCAAAGUUCUCACUUUUUAGAGUCUAUUUUUAUAGGAAUUUCUUCCUAUGCCAGUCUGUGGGAAUUGCUUCAUCAUGCUGUUACUGAAUCAAUCAGCAGAUAGCACAUUCCUGACGGCUCCGUGCUCCAAGAUGUUAUCUUGUUCUUUGGUUCUCCCAUUCUUGAGGCUGUUGGGUGGAUUCCAGUCUGCCCUCCGGGGGGCCGGGGGUCCUCUGGUUAUUUCCACUUGACGCCUUCUUCAGCCGAUGGACACUGGAUUCUUAGGCUGGCACCUCCCUGAUCAUUCAGUUAUUAUCCACACCAAGCAUCCAUCCACAUACAUCCUCUAUCUCUAUUUUAAUCACAAUUGUAAAUACAACAAAAGGGUGGGGAGUCUCUGGGUGCUGUUUCUGUUGUUACAGAGUAUUGCUUUGAGUCUCUCUCUCUGUGAAUUGCUUUGAGAACAGACUCUGUCUUAGAAUGUACUAACACAAUUAGCAGCUUGCAAGUUUCACACAUAGAGGGAGAGAAACAGUACCAAAAACCAAGAGACCUCUUAAUUAGUAAUACCCUGGAAUUUACACUAUGGGGAAUCAAACUCAUUUGUGAUUUUAAUACAGAACUUCUUUAAUAUGAUCCAACAGUGGAUGGGGAAAGGUGAGGGCUAGGGGUUGCCCAGUGUCCAGCAUCCCAUAUAUAGUCAUUCACUCCUGUCAGAAUUUUCUACCCCUGUGAACUCUCAAGAUAAAAUAUGAAAGAAAAAAGAUUAUUCUAAUUUAGAAAAUAUUAUUGUAACAAGGUGUAAAUACAAGAAUAUUUUAAUUUACAUUUCAACAGUACUUCAAAAUCAAGCAUCUAAACAUGUUUUUAGCAAUGGAAUUAUUUACAUUUUUUUUAUUCUUCCAUCAAAUCUAUGUUGAAGUUUAACUUCUCUGAAUAACGUCAUUUGUAUUUCAACUGUGGAAUUUCAAGAAAUCCAAAAUAUUUAUCUAAACAAAAUAAACUAUUAAAUUGUCAGACAGGGUUGUUCAGUUACAAAGUACGUGUGUCAUAAACAUCACAACUACACACAUGUGCAGCUGUUCUCUCUCUCUCUCUCUCUUUCUCCUCCCUCUUUAUUGUCUUGACUGGUUCUCUCUGGGGGGCAGGGCACAUACACCCACCUCCUGCACUACACCUUUGAAAAUUAAUAGGUGAAAAAACGAUAGAAUUAAUUAAGCAAUAUAUUUAAGUUAACUUACACAAGGUUAUGUAAUAUUCUUUGAACUUCUGUCAGCAUUAAUUCAUGUGAUUUUUAACUUUCUAGCUACAUGUCAUCGGUAAUCAAGAUAUGACCCUUUCUUUCUUUCUCUCACAUCAAUAAAUAAAACAUGCUAUCUCCCUACAGAUAGAAAUCUCUUCUACAAUCUCCGUUUUUUAGUUUAUUUUUCUUUAGAAAUGUUAUUUACAGGCAAUGUAUUGUCAGUGUCCACUGUUGCUUUCAAUGUACUGCUGGGCUCUUCAUGUUCUUGGUUCUAAGGACACAACAAAUGUAGUUUGAUAAAGAAAUAGAGAAGGGGUUGUAUUCCUUUACUGAAUCAUCACAAAUUAACUUAAUUAUAUUAAAAAGCCUGGCAUUUAAUGACACAUAACAUAAAAUUUGGUGAAGCUUUAUUGGGAAAUCUUUCUUCUCAGCCAUGAAUCAGAUGUAAGGGUGCUAUUUUUGUUGUCAUGUGAGGUUUAGAGUACAAAGAAAAGAAAGUUGCUCCAGGAAAUUCAUCACAAUUCUUCUGGGUUCUGUCCACCACCUUCUGGAAUGCUCUGUACAAAUAG